This is a messenger RNA of Lactuca virosa, 489 nucleotides long. The record is from the annotation of a GenBank genome assembly. Lineage: Eukaryota; Viridiplantae; Streptophyta; Magnoliopsida; Asterales; Asteraceae.
AUGCUAGUUUUAGUUAGCCUAGACGUUGCAUCAGUUUCUGGUACACUCUUCUUAACAGAAACCAACUCCUACGGUACCUCCAGACUCGAUCUCCUCCUAUAUAUCAAUCUCACCAUCAAAGACCACAAGACCUUCCCUCUCCCUCUCCUUUUUCUUUACUUUUUCAUCUCCAACUCCAACUUCAACUCCUACGUAUACACUUUCUUCACAAUGUGCAGCCGCGGUCAUUGGAGGCCCUCGGAGGACCAGAAGCUCCGACAACUGGUUGAACAGUACGGACCUCAUAACUGGAACGCCAUAGCUGAAAAGCUCCAAGGCAGAUCAGGAAAAAGUUGUAGGUUAAGAUGGUUCAACCAACUGGAUCCAAAGAUCAACCGAACGCCAUUCACAGAAGAGGAAGAGGAACGGCUUCUAGCUUAUCAUCGUGAAUUUGGAAACGAUGGGCUAACAUCGCCAAGCUUUUCCCGGGUCGAACUGAUAACGCUGUGA